Molecule: messenger RNA, 408 nt
Organism: Dracunculus medinensis (Guinea worm)
Lineage: Eukaryota; Metazoa; Nematoda; Chromadorea; Rhabditida; Dracunculidae
Source: the annotation of a GenBank genome assembly
AUGGAAACUGCUUGCUAUACGAAUAUGUUAUCAAAAUGUGGUGAAAAAAUUGUUCAAGCAUCAAUAAUACAUACUGCACCCGGAUGUAAAAGUAUGAUUGAUUCGGACAAUGAAGAAGAUAUCGAACUACAACUGCAUCGCAAUCUUAGUUGUUCAUCAAGGAAUUCAGGUCGAGAAGAAGAAUGGCAAGCUGCUGGUUCAUCAUCUUGGAGAAAUGCGCAACUUGGAAUUUCCAUUAAUAGCACUACUUCACCUAUGGAUUCUAAAGUUAUAUUUGAAUUCAGAAAAUCAACGAAAUCAGUGGUAUAUGAUCGUCCGAUGCGUUGUAUUGCAAUGAGCGAUAUGCUUCUUCAACGAAUUACUUCUAGCUUAACUAAAAUUCCACAGAAAUUUUCGGAAAAUUUCUAA